GAACGUCAUUGAUCAGCUGAUUUAUGUUUUAUUGUUGACAAUCAAGAAUCUGUGUACCAAAUUCCUGUCUGUAUAAGAAGAAGAGAUACGUUGUACAACAAAUUGUAUUUUAAUGGAGGGGUUCAUGAGCGAAGCGUUUAAAGAAGCUAGAAGAGUGCUAAUAGCUGGAGAGGUGCCUGUGGGUUGUGUAUUCGUUUUUCCUGUAGAUGGUAUUGGCACAGUGAUAGCACGAGCCGGAAACGAUGUUAACGCAACAAAAAAUGCUACUCGACAUGCAGAAUUUCUUUGCAUAGACCAAACUUUGGAAUAUUGUAAACAGAAUGGAUUAUCAGUUCGUGAAGUUUUUCCGCAAAUCACCGUUGUGGUCACUGUGGAGCCUUGUAUUAUGUGUUCAGCUGCUUUACAUGAUUUAGAUGUGAAAGAGGUUUUAUAUGGCUGUGCUAAUGAUCGGUUUGGCGGCAAAACUUUAGUGGAUGUGCCAUUUGUUACAAACAAAAGUAAUGGCAGGCCGCAAGUAAACGGUGGAAUAUGUGGUGACGAAGCAAUGGCAUUGCUGAAAGAUUUCUAUAAAGGCGAAAAUCCAUCUGCGCCAAUCACUAAAACUAAAAGAUGACUUGAAUUGGUGCCAAUGUUGAUAUGUGUACAAGGAAGGCGCAUUAUCUGGAAGAAACAGGCGUAGUCAGACAAGGCGUAUGACAAAGAAAUAUUUAGUAAAAUGAAACACGCUUUGAAAAAAGGAUGCAAAGGGGGGAUAAAAGGGUGUAUCUCCAUCUCAAAACUUAGAACCGCAUCCUCCGAAAGCUUAUAGCUCCUGGUGACGCUCAAGUGUGCAUGUCCUGCAGUUUAUAUGUGUGCGUGUCUAGUCCAUGACGCUAAUAUCUAAAAUUUUUGAUUUUCAUCAUGCAAAAGCCGACAACAAGUAUGUGUGACACGAAGCAAGUUCGUACAAGCUGCAGGACAUGCAUGCUUGAGCGUCACCAGGAGCUAUUAUAGUUUUUAAGUAAUUUAUUGUUAAAGGUGACACUCCCUUGAAAAAGGUUGCAAUUUAGAGAGUGGAAAAAAAUGUAAUUCUUUUUGGUAAAAAUGGGAGCAAAAAAGUAUUUUUUUACUCAAAAGGAAACAAGCUGCGAACGGUUAAAAAUAUAUUUUUUAAAUAAUAUUUGAAUGUAAAUAAGGUAGUUUAUGGUCAAUGUAAAUAUUUCAUAUAUGUCAAUAUUUAUUUGUAGAAAUGGAUACAAAUAGGUUAUUAGCGGAAAUUGCCGAGUCUGAUAUUAAAAUAAAA
This is a messenger RNA of Anastrepha ludens (Mexican fruit fly), 1282 nucleotides long. RefSeq names its product tRNA-specific adenosine deaminase 2. Gene Ontology annotation, cellular component: cytoplasm; nucleus. Gene Ontology annotation, molecular function: tRNA-specific adenosine-34 deaminase activity. The coding region runs from base 113 to 613 and encodes 166 amino acids. The record is from RefSeq and is a predicted model, not a curated record. Gene Ontology annotation, biological process: tRNA wobble adenosine to inosine editing. The transcript has 2 exons. NCBI's taxonomy places the organism in Eukaryota, Metazoa, Arthropoda, Insecta, Diptera, Tephritidae.